AUGGGGGAGAAGGCCAAGGACGGUUCGGAAAGAGUUUCGAAGGUCCAGUUGGACCUCGCAGACCACCAGUUCCUUCCAGGUCUCGUCACGGAUUAUGGCUCUUCAAUGGUGCAAUGGAUGCGAACACGGCAACCGCGAUACAAAGGAUCACAUCGAUUAGAGACUGAGCGGCCUAGUGCCAGCUUCGCGGUCGAUGUUCUACCUCCAAUGGCGCAUCCUCAUUCCGCGGUUGAUACAAUUCCCGUGCGACACCUACACCAGUCGAUCGGAAAAUCAAAGAAGCCCAUUGUCGUGGUGCGAUGGACUCCCGAGGGAAGGCGACUGUUGACCGGCGGCCAUACAGGAGAAUUUAUGCUUUGGAAUGGAACGGCCUUUAAUUUCGAGACAGUCAUGGAUGCACACUACGAUCAAAUACAAGCUGGUGUCACAUCCUUAGCAUGGGCUCAUAGCCAGGACUGGCUGGUCUCUGGUGGACAAAGAGGUGACAUCAAGUACUGGCGACCCAACUUCAACAACGUCGAGACAAUCGAUGACGCCCACCACGAUGCCGUCCGCGAUCUAUCCUGGGCACCCAGCGAUACCAAAUUCCUUUCCGCGUCCGAUGAUACCACGCUCAAAAUCUUCGAUUUCGCAACCCGAACAGCCGACGCCACACUGACCGGACACAACUGGGAUGUCAAGUCCUGUGACUGGCACCCGACCAAGGGAUUGAUCGUUUCUGGAUCAAAGGAUCACCAGGUCAAGUUCUGGGACCCGCGUACUGGCCGCUGCUUAACGACGUUGCACAGUCAUAAAAACACAGUCACGUCCACGAGGUUCUCGCGAGUGAACAGCAACCUUCUUGCUACUUCUUCGCGUGAUCAAACUGCGAGAGUCUUCGAUUUGCGCAUGAUGCGCGAUAUCUGCAUAUUGCGGGGCCAUGAGAAGCCAGUUUCUUCUUUGACAUGGCACCCAAUCCAUAGUAACUUGAUCUCAACGGGUGCAGAAGACGGUUCGCUCUAUCAUUAUCUACUCGAUGAGCCGCACUUGCCCGCCGGUCAAAUUCCCACUGUGGCGCCGUACGACAGCCCAGACCCGGCGAACACGCCGCCACAGGUAAUCUACCCGGCACAUCGGGUGCAAUACGCGCACGGUGCUACAAUUUGGUCACUAGACUGGCACCCACUGGGCCAUAUCUUGGCUUCCGGAUCUAAGGACAACUUUACUCGAUUCUGGUCACGUUGUCGACCUGGCGAGACUAGUUACAUGAAAGACCGAUUCCAUAUCGGUGAAGAGGCCGCAGAAGCCCAGGGAACGUGGAAUCGUGGCUUUGGCCGGAAACAGAUGCGGGAGGAAGAGGAACAAGAAAUGCAGGACGAAGCCGACAGCCUGGUCGACCAACGACGACCCGGCGGUCCUGUCCUGCCCGGAAUUCAGGCCGGCGCUCAGCCCAACGUCCCAGGCUUACUGCCUGGAAUCGGCAGCGCUCAGCCCCAGCAUCAGCCCCAGCAGCCAGUACUGGAUGGCGCUAUGGGUGGGAUGAAUCCAGAGCGUUUGGCUGCGCUCAUCUCCACCCACGCUCCCCCACAGUCCAAUACCCCUACACCUGGGAUGCCUGGAUUCCCUAUGGCGCAGGGUAUGGGUGGAGCCCCGCCGAUGAACAUGGAUCUGGCGCAGUUGCAGAAGCAACUCCAGAACUUCCCCAUGCCUCAGAAUCUCAAUUUCCAAGCCUUGGCAAACAACCCAGGUUUCCCCGGUGGCUUUGGCGGUCUACCUGGUCUGCAAGGCGGCGGUACGCCCGAUGGCAAUCGAAGACAUUGA
Messenger RNA from Penicillium bovifimosum, 1800 nucleotides. Its product is annotated as WD40 repeat domain-containing protein. Lineage: Eukaryota; Fungi; Ascomycota; Eurotiomycetes; Eurotiales; Aspergillaceae. The transcript has 4 exons. Gene Ontology annotation, molecular function: protein binding. The record is from RefSeq and is a predicted model, not a curated record. Bases 1 to 1800 code for a protein of 599 amino acids. Gene Ontology annotation, cellular component: mRNA cleavage and polyadenylation specificity factor complex.